Cotesia congregata is the source of this 738-nucleotide messenger RNA. Lineage: Eukaryota; Metazoa; Arthropoda; Insecta; Hymenoptera; Braconidae. The record is from the annotation of a GenBank genome assembly.
AUGCAUAAUGGGAGCUCGGAGUGUCCCACGUGCUCGCCAGAAAUAAAUAUAGAAGCGGGAAACAAAUUAAAUAAAACAACGAGUGGAUCCAAGAAUGAAUCGGAAUUAUCCCCGGAAAGAAUUAUAGCGUCUACGCAAUUCUCUCUCUGCGGGCAGGAUUCUUCAGAUCCUAUAAGCUUAUUAGUUGUUUCUAAUGAAAUAAAGAAAUUACCCGGCGAACGGAUAAAAUCAAGUUCACAGAUUUUAAAUGAGACUCUCGACGCGUAUGACAUCACUCACUUAGUCGGAAUAUUGGAAGACCCGCUAUCCUCGUCUUCAGAAUGGGAACCUAAUCUUGAUGACGUUUGUCAUUUCAAUCUUCUGGAACAAAUCGAUAAAGGUAUUACUUCAGAUGCAGAACAGAAUUCUGACAGUCUUGAGGAGCUUCGACAUAAAAUUGAACUGAACAUGAGAAAAGAGAGUGAACGACAGGAAAAAUACCACGGGAUCAAUCAUGAAAUCCCGGAGGUUUCUGUCGGAGAUUUAGUUUAUUACCCAAAUCGGAAGUUGAGCAACAAGGCCGCGGGAUAUAGCGCGAGUCUUGGAGUUAAAUAUUUGGGUCCCGUGAUUGUGUAUAUAAUGAUAAGCCCAUUAGUUGUAGAAUUAAAGAAUGAUAAGGGAAAAGUUUUGGGACAAUAUUAUGUUCCGGAUUUAAAAAUUCCUAGGCGUAGUCGCCGCGUAGUUAAUAGGAAAUUUUAG